UUCUAACCGGCCAACGUGGGGCGAACAUCCCCCGGCGGCUUUGCGCGUCGCGUCGCCUACCUGACAUCUCGCAGCGACUGUUUUAGCCUGUUUCCACUCGACCACCAAGACUUGCAGCGCGGGCUUGGCUGCAAGACGUGUUCCAAUCUAUGCUUCAUCGCGGCCUGAUCUUGCAGGUCCUAUGCAGGAAGCUUUGCGUGUCCUGCUAACACGCCUCUUGGCAGGGUCUUGCGCUUGCGAUCGCCGCAGGGAACGAAGCAUCGGCGGUAUCCCACGCACCCACAACCCCAUCUCCUGCAGCGUCUCAACCUCGAUUAGUCUUUCCUUUUGCUCAUCCAACACACACCUGCAGUGUCAGAUCAGUGGCACGUGCUACUCUGCCCUGCUCUCGCCCUGUGUAAUAAAGAUUCGGUGAGUACCCAUCUAACCUUUGGCCAAACUUCUCUGGUUGCAUUCCCCGAGCCCUCACCAUGGGCCCUUCUACUUUCAGUGACGACCUUCCUACAUCCCUGGCGGACCUGCUUUCCAACACCUUGAUCCUGCGCCAAACUGCGCCGUACCUGCCAAUAUCUGCUCUCCGUAACCUAUCGCGAACUUGCAAAUCCCUACACCAUGUUGUCUUCCAGUCGCCAGAGGCCUUUCGUUACCUGGAUCUCUCCCCAGUGAAGUCUGCUAUUGUACCUUUCGAUGGGCCUCUUGAUAUCGGCGGUACCAGUUUCCGCGCUGAGCGAAUGGACGAAGCCCUCACCGAAGACGACUUCUACAGCGGCCCGCUACGCCACAUCUUCAACAGACUCGAGAAGCUGCAUGUCCUACGCAAUGUGCACACGCUCGUACUAGACGGGCUCAGCGUGACAGCCGAAUUGGUCAAGGAACUACUUACUGAGGAGCGCUUCAACGUCCGUAUACUCUCGAUUCGCGAAGCCAAGCAUUUGAACGAGAGGAAGCUUCAGCAAUACCUGCGAUAUGCGGUCCGACCGUCCAGGCCUGCGGGUACGCCUCGAGUCAAAGGCAUCUACAUCUUUGGCACCCGCGAUCGAACACCGCGCCCUGCGUCGCCCGUCACGAAGAAGCCUUCUCCACAUAUUCCCAAGGGCGUAACGACUUCACAAGGGGCGCAGAUCGGGGCGCAGUGGAACGAGAAGUCGCAGCAGGCCUUGGAAGCUGUGUUAGCGCGGACCGAGGACAAAUGGUACCAGUCUUCUGGCAAGAUCAUACCUAAGCGGCCGUCGCCGGAAUGGGCAGAGAUUCUCCAGGCGUGCGAAGGCAUCAUCGCAUUCGAUGCCGUCCUGUGUAGAGGACCGCGGCACGACCCAGGCAAGGCGUACGUCAGAGAUGCGACCGCAGAUGGAGCAUCUCACCCGUCCUCGUUCCUGCGGCCUACAGUAGCCACUGUCGCAUUGGGCCCAUCUGGCUGCGAAACAUGCCACUCCUCUCCAGAAGGCCCAGCAGUAUUCGGCGACUCCAGCCCGUCCCAUCAUCCAUUACUCAGCCCAGUCCCACUGCACGGGUCCUCGGUCCGCGCCGCACAGAUACCACACACUCUAGAUGGAUCCGCCCCUCCGCCUCUCAUAGUGCGAUGCGAGGACUGCCUGAAAGGACGCUGGUGCGAGAGAUGUCACAAGUGGUGGGACGAGGACUGCUACACUGGAUCGGUCACCGCCCAACGUACGGAAUUACAGCAGACGGAGCUUACCGAGAGCUUCAAACCCGACGGGACCAGUCAACUGCUCCCGAAGCAAACCAUCAAGGUUAUCGGCGUGAGACGUGACUGUUUUGGCUGUGGCCAUACGUGUAUUAGCUGCAAGGAGCUUUUCAUCCGCACCUGCGGGAAAUGCAACAACGAGUAUUGCCGUGAAGAUAACGACGCGUCUUCUGACACCUUGUGCGACUGGUGCAACUAUACUUCACGAAGGACCAGGGAGAUGUAUUGAGCUUGGCUUUCGCCGCUUGAGUAGAGCUUGGAUACCUCCUCAGCCAACAGCAAACGUGCCGCUUGCUAGCACGGCUAUCGCUGGGUUUAUGAUUUAUGAUUGAUGACUUCCCUCCCCUCUUAGUAUUAGGACUAGAUACCCCCCUCAAAUCUAUGGACACAAUUGUUGACGCUACGUCUUCAAAUUAAGAAUCGCACUUGUGUGCUCGUUCCUUCUUUCACUUAUGUAUCAUGCAGGAUAUGGGCGUAGUUGGUCUAGCUCGUUUCGACUGCUCUGAUUUUGUGGCUCAGAUGCUUGUACAAUCACUCUUCGACAUGAAACCAGAACUAGAUUUCGAAAUGAGGGCGAAGAGUGCAUCUACCAAUAGUUUGAACCAUCGUACCAAG
Messenger RNA from Alternaria rosae, 2320 nucleotides. RefSeq lists its product as uncharacterized. The record is from RefSeq and is a predicted model, not a curated record. The coding region runs from base 471 to 1934 and encodes 487 amino acids. The transcript is spliced from 3 exons. NCBI's taxonomy places the organism in Eukaryota, Fungi, Ascomycota, Dothideomycetes, Pleosporales, Pleosporaceae.